CGCUAGCGCAAUCAUGGUUGGUUGUGCAGCUGUCGAUUGCUCGAGUUCGAGUACCAAAGGGAAAAAGAUGUUCAGGUUCCCUUGGAACGAAGAUAGAAAAAUGAAGUGGGUUGUGGCGGUAAGGAGAGCCACGGCGAAUGGUAGCCUCUGGAUGCCAAGCAUCGGAGCUAGAGUGUGCCAAGACCACUUUGUCAAAGGCGCUCCUAGCAAAGAUCCGCGGCAUGUUGACUACGUGCCAUCGAUAUUUUGGCACGACGAGAGAGCAACUGAGGCGUCAAGACGGAAGCGUGAAAGCUACGACAGGCAUACGGCUUUAACGCUGAAACGCACGGCCGCCGCGAAACGUGCAGCCAGGGCUGGCACUGAUCCCGAGAAAAGCAUGACACAGCAGUCAACGGCCGCAGGACAUCAGGCCAAUGGUGCCGCUGCGGAAUACACGGACACAGCAGUUGUCAGCGACAUAAGCUGCUGCGACACACAAUCAGCCAGUGGUUCCGAAGGCGAGGACAUCGCACCAGUGAGAGAAGAUGACGUGUCAGGAACGUCUUUCGACGAAGCGUUAGCUGCACGCACGUAAGAGCUUACAGCUUUGCGACGACCGACUGGAGCGGUCGUUUAAAUGUGCGGGCUUGUAGAUACGUUCUUUCUCUUUUUCUACAGUGAAAGGAUAGGUGAAAUCCAAAGUACAGAAUGCCAUUUCUGUGCAGCUAUCAAGGCAAAAGUGCAGCUUCUCGAGGAUGAGCUGCAGAAGCUAAAAAAGGAUGGUCCCCAUUCUGCAGUAAAAAAGCAGCAAAGGAAGAGUGUGACAUCUAUGAGCGAUGCUGAAGUGCAUUUU
This is a messenger RNA of Rhipicephalus sanguineus (brown dog tick), 835 nucleotides long. Its product is annotated as THAP domain-containing protein 6. The record is from RefSeq and is a predicted model, not a curated record. Lineage: Eukaryota; Metazoa; Arthropoda; Arachnida; Ixodida; Ixodidae. The coding region runs from base 14 to 577 and encodes 187 amino acids. The transcript is spliced from 3 exons. Gene Ontology annotation, molecular function: sequence-specific DNA binding.